Messenger RNA from Saitoella complicata NRRL Y-17804, 1155 nucleotides. RefSeq lists its product as uncharacterized. NCBI's taxonomy places the organism in Eukaryota, Fungi, Ascomycota, Saitoellomycetes, Saitoellales, Saitoellaceae. The record is from RefSeq and is a predicted model, not a curated record. The coding region runs from base 28 to 1155 and encodes 375 amino acids. Gene Ontology annotation, cellular component: mitochondrion. Gene Ontology annotation, molecular function: magnesium ion binding; NAD binding; isocitrate dehydrogenase (NAD+) activity. Gene Ontology annotation, biological process: tricarboxylic acid cycle; isocitrate metabolic process. The transcript is spliced from 2 exons.
UAUCCUCCCAAAACAUCCUCCUCGAAAAUGUUCUCCGCAGGCCGAUCCGCAUUCCGCGCCCGUUCCGUUGUCCCGGCUGUCGCCCGCCGCUACAACCAGGUUUCCACCGCCGGUGCCACUGGUGCCUUCUCCGGUAAGAAGAACGGCAACGGCAACUUCACCGUCUCGUUGAUCGAGGGUGACGGUAUCGGUCCGGAGAUCUCGGAGUCUGUUAAGGAUAUCUUCAAGGCUGCUCACGUCCCUAUCGAGUGGGAGCCCGUCGAUGUCGGACCUAUCCUCGUUGACGGCAAGUCCGCCAUCCCCGAGGACGCCGUCCGCUCCAUCAAGAAGAACACUAUCGCCCUUAAGGGUCCCCUCGCUACCCCCAUCGGUAAGGGUCACGUUUCGCUGAACUUGACUCUCCGUCGUACCUUCAACCUCUUCGCCAACUUGCGUCCAUGCAAGUCUGUCGCUGGAUUCAAGACUGCCUACGACAACGUCGACAUCGUCCUUAUCAGAGAAAACACCGAGGGAGAGUACUCCGGUAUCGAGCACGUCGUCGUUCCCGGUGUCGUUCAGUCCAUCAAGCUCAUCACCAAGGAUGCUUCCGAGCGUGUCAUCCGCUUCGCUUUCAACCACGCCCGUGAGUGCGGCCGCAAGCGCGUUACCGUCGUCCACAAGGCUUCCAUCAUGAAGAUGUCCGAUGGUCUCUUCUUGAACCUCGCCAACGAGAUCGGCAAGGAGUACCCCGACAUCGCCCUCGACGCCGAGCUUCUCGACAACGCCUGUUUGAAGAUUGUCACCGACCCCCUCCCCUACAACGACCGCGUCAUGGUCAUGCCCAACUUGUACGGUGACAUUCUCUCCGACAUGUGCGCCGGUUUGAUCGGUGGUCUCGGUUUGACUCCUUCUGGUAACAUCGGUCGUGACGCCUCCAUCUUCGAGGCCGUCCACGGUUCCGCUCCCGACAUCGCCGGUAAGGGUCUCGCUAACCCCACUGCCCUCCUCCUCUCUUCCCUCAUGAUGCUCCGUCACAUGUCCCUCAACGACGAGGCUCACAGAAUCGAGCGCGCUGCUUUCGAUGUUCUUGCUGAGGGCAAGUCCAUCACUGGUGACUUGGGUGGCAAGGCUUCUACCAGGGAGUACACUGAGGCUAUCAUCUCCCGCUUGAGGUAA